AUGGAUGAUGUGAAUGUAUCAUUUGCUGAAGUUCACUACGUAACAAUUCAAAAGGUUGGUAAUGUACCAGUAACAAAAGGUGAUUUCCAAUCAAUUCCUCUGCAAAUACAAUCAUGGCUUGCCCAAAUGAUACAAUUGUGCACACCUCGUGCUGUGUACAUUUGCGAUGGAUCCGAUGAAGAAGCUGAAAUAAUUACACACAAAUUAGUUGAACGUGGUACAUUGACACCAUUGACGAAAUAUGAAAAUUGCUAUAUUUGCCGAACGGAUCCACGCGAUGUUGCUCGUGUAGAAUCGAAAACAUUUAUUGUUACCGAUGAUAAAUAUGCAUCGAUACCACAUUCACGAGAAGGUGUGCAAUGCGUACUCGGUCAAUGGAUGGCACCGAAUGAUAUGAAAAAAGAAUUGGAUGAGCGUCUUCCUGGAUGCAUGAGUGGACGUAUGAUGUAUGUUAUUCCAUUUAGCAUGGGACCUAUUGGUUCACCAUUGAGUAAAAUCGGUGUGCAAGUAACGGAUUCGAAUUAUGUUCUACUCUCAAUGCGAGUUAUGACUCGUGUGUCACCACUAAUUUGGAAACAUCUGCAACAUGGCGAAGAAUUUGUCAAAUGUCUUCAUUCGAUGGGUGUUCCUCGUCCGCAUACUCAAAAAGUCAUCAAUAAUUGGCCUUGCAAUCCAGAAAAACUUUUGAUUUGUCAUUUCCCUGAUAUUCGUAAGGUAAUCAGUUACGGAUCAGGUUACGGUGGAAACAGUUUACUGGGCAAAAAAUGUUUUGCAUUGCGUAUUGCCGGUCGCAUUGCUUACGACGAAGGAUGGUUGGCUGAACACAUGUUAAUCAUGUCCGUAACAAAUCCCCAAGGCGAAGAAAAAUUUAUCGUUGCUGCAUUUCCAUCUGCAUGUGGAAAAACGAACUUAGCAAUGUUGACACCAUCUAUUCCGGGUUAUACUGUUCGUGUUGUUGGAGAUGACAUUGCAUGGAUGAGAUUCGACAAACAAACAGGAGAACUACGAGCGAUUAAUCCUGAAGCCGGCUUUUUCGGUGUUGCACCUGGUACGAACAUGAAGACGAAUCCAAAUGCAAUUUUAACAUGUUUGAAAAAUUCGAUAUUUACAAACGUUGGCGAAACAGCUGAUGGUGGAUUCUAUUGGGAAGGUCUCGAAGAUGAAACACCAGCGGGAACGGAAAUUAUUUCCUGGACCGGUGAACGAUAUAAACUCGGUGAAGAUAAAACAAAGAAAUCCAGCCAUCCUAAUUCGAGAUUCUGCUGUCCAGCUCGACAAUGUCCUAUUAUACAUGACAAAUGGGAGCAUCCUGAUGGUGUGCCGAUCUCGGCAAUUAUUUUCGGUGGUCGACGACCCGAAGGUGUACCAUUGGUUAUCGAAUCACUCAAUUGGAAGCAUGGAGUAUUCCUUGCUUCACAAUUGAAAUCGGAAACAACAGCAGCUGCUGAACAUACUGGAAAACAAAUUAUGCACGAUCCAUUUGCUAUGCGACCGUUUGUUGGGUACAAUUUCGGACAUUAUAUUCAACAUUGGUUAGAUUUUGAAAAAGAUCCCAAAAAUAAAUUACCGAAGAUCUUUCAUGUCAAUUGGUUUCGUUUGGAUGAAAAUAAGAAAUUUCUCUGGCCUGGUUUUGGCGAUAAUAUUCGAGUUCUCGAUUGGGUUAUCCGACGUGUUAACGGCGAAGAUAUUGCUGAACCAUCUCCUGUUGGUCUUUUGCCUAAAAUAGGUUCGAUUAACCUCCAAGGUCUCGUUGUUGAUUGGGAUAAACUGAUGAGUGUACCAAAGGAAUAUUGGAAAAAUGAUAUUGACGAAACAUUUUCAUGGCUUGAUGGACAAUUGGGUGAAGAUUUACCUCAAGACAUUCGCACUCAAAUUGAAGAACAAAAACAACGCAUAUCUCAAAUGAAUUAA
This is a messenger RNA of Adineta ricciae, 1911 nucleotides long. Lineage: Eukaryota; Metazoa; Rotifera; Eurotatoria; Adinetida; Adinetidae. The record is from the annotation of a GenBank genome assembly.